Messenger RNA from Entelurus aequoreus (snake pipefish), 1711 nucleotides. It is a transcript of the gene wnt10b, whose product is annotated as wingless-type MMTV integration site family, member 10b. Gene Ontology annotation, molecular function: cytokine activity; frizzled binding. The record is from RefSeq and is a predicted model, not a curated record. Gene Ontology annotation, cellular component: extracellular region. Lineage: Eukaryota; Metazoa; Chordata; Actinopteri; Syngnathiformes; Syngnathidae. Gene Ontology annotation, biological process: cell fate commitment; canonical Wnt signaling pathway; neuron differentiation.
AUGAAGGUGCUCAAACGGGGCUUCCUUGAGCAGUCAUUAUCUCUGCACUGCCUCCUGCAGGUGCUGUGUAAUGACAUCCUCAGCCUGAAGGUGGCAGGAGAUCCAGUGCUAACCCCCAACUCCGUGUGCCUGCGCCUGGCAGGCCUCAGCAAGCGUCAGAUGAGAAUGUGCGUGCGCAGACCUGACGUGACGGCCUCGGCCCUGCAGGGGAUCCAGGUGGCCAUCCACGAGUGCCAGCAUCAGCUCAGGGACCAGCGCUGGAACUGCUCGUCCCUGGAGACCCUGGGCAGGCUGCUGCAUCACAGCGACAUCCUCAAGAGGGGUUUCCGUGAGAGUGCCUUCACAAUGGCCUUAUUAUCAGCGGGUGUGGCGCACUCCGUGAGCUCAGCCUGCAGCAUCGGCAAGCUGCGAGGAUGUGGCUGCGAGGGCAAGCGUCGCCAGGACGAUGACAAGCUGCGGUUGAAGCUCACACAGAUGCAACUGCAGACGCUGCAGAAGGGUGGACUGGGGAUGACUAUGGCACGCUCGCUACCCUUAGGUCACCAUGAUGACCUGCCUGCUGACCUACACUCUGUCCACCACCCUGCGGGGCUCAAGCCUUUUCAGGAUGAGCUGACCUCCAUGCAAGAGACAUGGGAGUGGGGGGGCUGCAACCAUGAAUUUCGUUUUGGGGACCGUUUCUCCAGGGAGUGGCUGGACUCUCGGGGAGCUUCCAGAGACAUCCACGCUCGUAUGAGGAUACAUAACAACCGAGUGGGACGACAGAUAGUGGCUGACAACGUGAAAAGAAGGUGCAAGUGUCACGGCACAUCAGGGAGUUGCCAGUUCAAGACAUGUUGGCAUAUUUCCCCAGAGUUCCGGCUCGUAGGUUCGAUCCUCAAGGAAAAGUUCCUGUCGGCCAUCUUGAUCAACUCCCAGAACAAAAACAACGGCGUUUUCAAUACCCGAACAGGGAACGGCGGCCGCAGGAGAAUGGGCGAACUGAACAGAGGCCGUCGUCGAAGCGUAUCCAGAGAGUUGGUCUACUUUGAGAAGUCUCCCGACUUUUGUGACGGUGACGCGUCCAUAGACUCCCUGGGCACGCAGGGACGGAUCUGCAACAAAACGGGCCACAGCACGGACAGCUGCGGCUCGCUUUGCUGCGGCCGAGGACACAACAUACUGAAACAAACUCACAGCCAACGCUGCAACUGCAGGUUCCACUGGUGCUGCUACGUGCUGUGUGAGGAGUGUCGCAUCACGGAAUGGAUCAGCGUGUGCAAAUAAAUGACCACGCUGUCCUGUCCUGACUGCACAGACAUUUUUGGGGCUCAAAAUCUCCUUUAAUCCCCUCUGCUGUUUUGCGCCUUAUAUCUGACAAUGUGGGGCCCUUUUCUCUCCUCACUAGUGUCAGGUGUGUAUAUGCCUUUUAUAGCUGCUGUUAUUGUCAAAGAUUGAAGAGGUGUUGGAGUAGAUGCUUUAGUCGCCCAGCAAAAUGCUGCCUCCCCUCAUUGUACAGUAGCAAUGUACUUUAACGCCUACAUGUAUAUAUGUAAAUCUAUUUGUAUUAAUGCAAUUACCGAGUGGCUAAGGGGCUCAUUUUAGAAGCAUCUUCAACUCUGCUACAAUAGUUGUAUAUAUAGCACUUGUGGCUUGGAUAGCACUACAAAUUGGGACUUGUCUUUUUUUACAUAACUAAGUUAGAUAUUUGCUUCCUUCACAGAUUUAGAAG